AUGGGUAACCUGCCGGUAUCAAGAGUUGUUCCUUCACCUCCAUUUUCUGUAACUGGUGUUGACUACGCCGGUCCCUUUUGGACUAGACAAGGUUCGCGUCGUCCUGCGAUAGUAAAAUCAUACGUGGCUGUUUUUGUUUGUAUGUCAACUAAAGCAGUACACUUGGAAGCUGUAUCCGACCUGAGCACCGAUGCCUUUUUAGCAUCUCUUCGACGACUGAUAGCUCGACGAGGUAUGAUUCACGAAUUGCACUCGGAUAACGCCACUAAUUUCCGAGGUGCCAACCAUGAACUACACGUGUUGUACCAGCAGUUUCGCAAUCAGCAGACUGAAGAGGCCAUAAAAUCGUUUUGUCGUAGUCGUGAGAUCGAGUGGCAUUUCAUCCCACCGGAUGCGCCCGAAUUUGGAGGCCUAUGGGAGGCCGCCGUUAAGUCGUGUAAAACUCAUCUGAAGCGUGUCGCAGGCAACGUGAAGUUAACCUUCGAAGAACUGGCUACUGUUCUGACUGAAAUCGAGGCCGUUAUGAACUCUCGACCCUUUUUUGCAAUCUCCAAUGACCCCGCAGAUCCACAAGUGAUUACGCCAGCACAUUACCUCAUCGGUCGUCCGCUUACUGCUCCUGCCGAACCAUCUUUAGAGAAUGUUAAGGUAUCCCGUUUGACACGAUGGCAACAUCUACAGCUCCUUCGUGAACAUUUUUGGCGUGCUUGGAGUCGUGAUUAUUUGAACACCCUGCAGCCACGGAGGAAAAUCUACGAGAGAUCUCUAAUGUUAGAGUUGGUAUGA
Molecule: messenger RNA, 786 nt
Organism: Wyeomyia smithii (pitcher-plant mosquito)
Lineage: Eukaryota; Metazoa; Arthropoda; Insecta; Diptera; Culicidae
Exons: 1
Coding region: 1-786 (261 amino acids)
Biological process (GO): DNA integration
Molecular function (GO): nucleic acid binding
Source: RefSeq, a predicted model, not a curated record